This is a messenger RNA of Plasmodium knowlesi strain H, 2229 nucleotides long. RefSeq names its product heptatricopeptide repeat-containing protein, putative. Bases 1 to 2229 code for a protein of 742 amino acids. NCBI's taxonomy places the organism in Eukaryota, Apicomplexa, Aconoidasida, Haemosporida, Plasmodiidae. The transcript has a single exon. The record is from RefSeq and is a predicted model, not a curated record.
AUGACGACAUCGACGUGUAGAGCUCUCCUUCGAAUAAUUAAGAAGGAACCUCAUGUACCUCCCAUUUAUGUGAUAAGGAGGAGAUCUGUCUCGCAUGACACAUUGGCAGGUAUCCCCUGGAUGAGUCACAGCAGAAUUACGAAAACGAUUGAGCGUGUGUCCAAUGAGGGUCCAUAUGAUCGAAUCACUUGGGAGAGAUUAAGCGAAAGAGCAAACAAGAUAAGUAACACCUUUGACACGAAAGAAAUGGGAAGAAUACUUCAUGCCUACUCCAAAGUGAAUUAUCGUGAUGUAAAAAUAAUUUUAAAAUUCAGCGAAAAAAUAAAAAAAGGAGAUAUACAUAAAAUGGACAUGCUAUCCUGUGCCCAUAUUUGUCAUUCUUUAAAUGCGCUAAAUUAUUUUGAUAAAAAAUUAUUUGAAAUCAUAUUGUUACAAUUUAUGAAGUUACCUCCUCGACACAAUACUAAUUCCUUCCCACUUAUUGUAACUUUGAAUGCCUUUUCCAAACAUUGCAAUGAUUACUCAUUUCGUGAAAUGACAUUGAAACUUCUAAUUUUUGUUCUGAACACCUUCUCCAUGUGUAAGACUUCUUUCAGUCCACAGGGACUGGCUAUGCUCCUUAACUGCUUUUCGCAAGUGACCAAACCGACUCCCCAUUUUUUGCAAGUUGCUAAUGUUAAACUGGAUAGGAUUAACAUACAGGGAGAUUUGAAAGCGGAUCAGAUGGACUACACGCGUGGUGACCACCGAGGGGAUGUAGUUACGUUAGUGCAUGGCAGCGCGGGAGAGGAUCAGCAAGAAGUAAUCAACAAUGGUUCUUCCACUCUUGAAGGAAAAAGUACAGCGACAGUCAAAACAAGUCCAUCCUUAAGUACACUAACGCAUACAAGGAAUUACCCCAACCAGAGGGAAGAAAGUGACAUCGAGGGAGAUAUGCAUAACUGUGCGUACCACCAAAGUGUACUGGACGAAAUGGACGAUGAGAUGUUCAUUCGGGAGGGGGGUUUCCUCCGAUGGGAAGGAAAUAGUACCAAUACAAAAUGUAGUAAUGAGGGAGGGGAAGUCAUUCAAGAGAGUAAUAAUAACGUUGUAGGUAUUAAAUGCAGUGGUAGAAAAAUUUUGCAAGGUUCACCAAACGAAGCGCGUGCAGUCACUGGAGAGAGGAGCAAACAGACGGAAGAGUUGAAGAACAUGUUCCUUGCAGUACUCCUGGAAAUAACAAAAGAGGUCCACAAAAUGAACACCCAAUCGCUCUCCCUUAUAAUUAAUGCCUGUUGUAGAAUAUGGUUUGAUGUCCCGAAGGAGUUUUUGAAAAUUAUUUUUGAGGAAACCAUUAAGAAGAUCAAGCUAGCUACGAUUAGACAUUUGUCUCUAAUUAUCAAUGGGUUUAUCAAAUUAGGGGUUCCCGAGCCGGUCUACCUUUCCACCGUUUUUUCAGAAAUUGAGAAGAAGGUCCAUUCCUGCGAUGAGCAGCAGCUCAGUUUUAUCCUGAGCGGCAUGGUUAAGUUAGGCUGGGGGAGCGGUGCAUCUACUUACACUACAGGUGGCGCAUCUCCCUCUGCGGCAAGAAAUGUUGCUCCUAAUCUGGUUGGCGGUGCUGGGCAAACAUCAACGAGAAAGCAACUGUUGGACAGUAUAAAUGCAAAGUUCAUCCUCAUGGCUAGGCGAAUGAACAUAUCCACCCUCUGCAAUAUCCUCUACAGCUACACCAAGCUUGGCAUUGACCACGAAGAUGUCUAUCAAAUGUUUCAAAUAUAUUUUACCAAACAGAUCGAUCAAGCAAAUCUCCACCACCUAGCAUUAGCAUCGUACAUCGUAUCGAAAAGGAAAAUUAAAAACGACACAACUUGUAUGAUAUUGAACAGAAGCGAAAGUCUCUUGAAAAAAAUGGAAAAUCUACUUGACAUGGGUACCACGAAAUGUUUGCUCAUUUUAGUUAACAGCUUUAGCGAGCUAGGCAUUUACUCACAUGUAUUUCAUUCCCAUCUUCGUCUUCUUUUUCGUGCACUGGGCGGCGAGGCGCAGCAUGGUGAUGGUGGUGUUAACCGUUGUGGUAGUGGUGAUGAUGAAGCAGAGGGGCAAGUUCCAAAAUGGAGCGACAGUCUGACACACUCGACAGAUCCCCCACUUAAUAUGCAUCUCAUUAACAACAAAAAGGUUUACUUAUCACGGAAGGCAAUCUCCCUGUACGCUGGUACUCAUCACUUGUUGGGGAAGACAGUGGACUGA